UUUUCGGCAACAUUAAAGUACGAAAACAUAUUUAAACUGUGUUAUUUUAUAAUACAUUCAUCAGAAUUGUGGGCAGCAUUAAAAAAGAAAAACUUGCUUAGUUUUCGACUAGACUAUUUUUGUGAAGAAUUUCCUAUUAUACUAUCUAAAUAGGGAUAUCCUUUGAGGAAGAGAGUAAUUUUUUUUCAAGACAGCAGAAUUAUCGUUGACAGAAUUAAGAAUUAUAUAAUUUUUGUUCCAAAGGUCUCCCACAAUGCAUCAUGAUUGGCAGCUUUAUCACGAAAAAAAAAAGGCAACAAGCAUCGUAAAUAAAAAGAAUUGAUUAAUAAGGAAGAUGUUUUUCAUAAAUAAAAUGAAAUCAUUUUGGUUACUAACAUUCUGCUUAGCCUGGCUCGUGAAUCAACAUAUGUGUCGGCAUUUGGAGGCAGGAUCUUGUUCACGAAAGUGCCAAAUGAUUAUGCCUCAGGAAAAUGUUACAAUUCCCAGUGAAAGUAUGGGCAAUCUUUCGCCGACAGCAUGCUCUUGCAGCUCAAGCUGUUUUGUAUACGGAGAUUGUUGCUACGAUUCAGAAUCUCGCUCAGUUGGAGUAAACCCAUCCGUCCGAAAGAUAUGUCUUACUCUUUCUGGCAAAGCUAAAUACAAAGCAGUUGCUGACUGCUCAGCAACUUGGUCCGGAUUAUCCGUCUUUUGCUCAGAAGGUAUUGGGCAUUUACCACCUGUAACUAGCAAAGUAUCUGGAGUUACCUACAUAAAUGUUCAUUGUGCUAUUUGCAACAACGAUGCAGAAGAGCUGAAGACUUGGGAUGUUUAUUUGAAGUGCUGUUCAGAGCAUGAUGAUCUAGAUGACCAUAUAGAACGCCAAUUUGUGUACAGAAAAGGCAAUUUACAAAGCGUGAUUACAGAUCAGGGCAAUGGUUUCCGAAGAAGGUGCAUUUGCAAAUUCUUUGCUAAUGGGCAUAAUAAUAGUUUCACAGACUCACUGGAACUCAGAACUUGCAUGCCUAGAUUAGAAAUCUCGAAAUGCUCAACAACGUGGACGAAUAACUCUAUCCGUAAUCUGUGCUAUUCCUACCAAGAACCUAUCUUCUCAGAGGAAAAAGUAUACAGAAACUUGCAUUGUGCUGAAUGCAAUUAUGAGAAUCUAGAUUCGUUGCGAUGCUGGCCAGUUGUUGUAGAACGAAUGCUAUCUGAGGGAUCUAAUUACAGCGACAUUUUUAAUCAUUGUAUGGUAAACAACCUGCUCGAUUGUUUGUAUUAUUUCUCUCUGUUAGGUUACGGCAGAGGUAGAGGUUAUGCUUUACAUAAUUUAAUGAAAAUCAAUAUAGAAGAAUGUGUUCCUGAGUCUGGGAGACGGUGUUGUGAGGGUGAGCGAUAUGAUUUCAGAUCUAAAAGGUGUAGGAAAAUAAACUGAUUCUUUCAGAGACGAAUUUCGGAUUCAUAUUACGAUUUAGUUUGAAAUACUUGAAUGAACUUUUCCGUUUGUAUAGUAAGUCAGUAUGUCUAAUGGUAUCGAGAUAUUUGAAGAGCUUAGCGGAUGAAGCAGGUAAGUGACAUUUUGUAGAGUAUUUUUUAAUCAGAGAAACUAACAUGAGGUUCUGGUAUCAAAUUGGGUAUGUUUAAUGUAAUGUAAUUGUUUUUGUUUCCACUUCAAUAUUGGUUUAACUAAUCCAUAUUAGUUUUGAGUAUGCUUGCAUGAUUUUUAUGUCAUAUUGGGUGGGGGUAUAUAAAAUAAGACCAUGAAUCAUUAGCUCCACCUUUUAUUAAUCUACAAUAAAAUAGUUAGGAUAUUACCCUGAUUAUAGCCACUUUGAAAAUGUCACUUACCUACUUCACCCUUGCAGCUCUUCAUUUGUAAAGAUCAUCAUAUGUUAAAUGUAUAAAUUUUGAUUUGAUUUUCGUGACCGGUAAGCAUCAUGGUUCAUCACAUUUCAGUUAAUUAAAAAUCAUCAUUAGUACGAAGUGUACUAAUUCAUUUAUUAUUCAGUAAUACAUCGAGAAAAAAUAUUUUAUAACCGUCGUUGAACAGCCGAUCUGAUUUUUGGUUAACGACUACCAAUGUUUAACUCCGUACCUUCAUUUUGAACCCAAUCCAGAAGACAAGGGAGUUUCUGGAUUACAAGACAAGAGACCCGGAGACAAGUUUUGGGUCAAAUUUGCCUUCGUGGAGGACGUUUUGGUGGAACUAACCUACAUUUGCGUUACACGGAGGGGAAAAUCACUGAAACUUCCCACUGUUAGUCUGACGGCCAGGGGACUCUAAACCGAAAUCUGUUUACCACAGAGAAUAUUUUACUUCAGCACUGUGGUCAGUGCAAGCCAGGUGCGGAAUUCACAUCUCUCAGCCAUUGCUUGGAUUCGAACCCGUCCAUGUCAUUGAAAAGUGAGAGCUCUAUCCCCUGAAUCACCAUGGCUCCGAGGGGGGAAAAUAUUGCAGACUGCAGACCACACAUUCAUUUUUUUUUUGCUUGGAUAAAAGAAAAAAAUGUUCUAAUGAGAAAAUGAUAGCUAUCGCCGUCGGGAGUUUUCGUUGAGAAACUGUAACAAAAUAUAUCAAUUGGGUACUUGCAACUCUAGAAGACGAUCACUGAUACACAGACACUGAAUUAUGACCUAAACUCCAACUGAUCGCUUAUGAACUAGACUAUGAUCUGAAAUCGAGCUAAAUUUCUCCACGUAAGUUAUAAUGCUAAACGUGAAGUUAAUUAAAUGCAAAGCAGUUUCGAACAUCGAAUUUGUUAAAAUAUAAUUCUUUUUCGUCUACAUCUUUUACUUAACUUAGAUUUAUUAUUUUUUCAUGUGUUUUAUUAUAACCAUGAUAAAUAUUUUUUUUGUGUACCUGAUGACUGCGAUGUUUAAUUAGUUUGUUUAUGUUCUACAUGGUUUUGUUCCUGCCUUUGUGUUACGCAAUAAACAUAUAGUGAAAGAAUUGAAA
Parasteatoda tepidariorum (common house spider) is the source of this 2932-nucleotide messenger RNA. RefSeq lists its product as uncharacterized. The record is from RefSeq and is a predicted model, not a curated record. Lineage: Eukaryota; Metazoa; Arthropoda; Arachnida; Araneae; Theridiidae.